AUGAGCACGGUAAGGCUGAUUUCCAAUGAUAAUACCGAGAUUGAGAUCUCUCGAGAGGCUGCCUCAAUUUCAUCAACUUUGAAGUCAAUGUUGGAGGGUCCUUUCAAGGAAAGCGAUGGCAGAAUAGAACUGCCAACCUUUGACUCAAAGGUACUGCAAAAAGUUGUAGAAUACCUGGAAUACAACUUGCAGUAUCAUGAUGCUGCCGACGAUAUCGAAGAUAUACCCGAGUUCGAAAUACCAACCGAAAUGGCACUAGAACUGUUGCUAGCAGCAGAUUACCUGGGCAUAUAA
Messenger RNA from Torulaspora globosa, 294 nucleotides. It is a transcript of the gene ELC1, whose product is annotated as elongin C. Gene Ontology annotation, cellular component: elongin complex. The coding region runs from base 1 to 294 and encodes 97 amino acids. Gene Ontology annotation, biological process: ubiquitin-dependent protein catabolic process. The record is from RefSeq and is a predicted model, not a curated record. The transcript has a single exon. Gene Ontology annotation, molecular function: protein-macromolecule adaptor activity. NCBI's taxonomy places the organism in Eukaryota, Fungi, Ascomycota, Saccharomycetes, Saccharomycetales, Saccharomycetaceae.